This is a messenger RNA of Pezoporus flaviventris, 4547 nucleotides long. RefSeq names its product protein kinase C zeta (gene PRKCZ). Gene Ontology annotation, biological process: protein phosphorylation. The transcript has 19 exons. The coding region runs from base 328 to 2106 and encodes 592 amino acids. Gene Ontology annotation, molecular function: protein binding; ATP binding; protein serine/threonine kinase activity. The record is from RefSeq and is a predicted model, not a curated record. Lineage: Eukaryota; Metazoa; Chordata; Aves; Psittaciformes; Psittacidae.
GCUGCGCCCACGUUACCGCUCUCCUUGCCGCACGCCGCCGCCGUUCUUCGGCGGGGACCCACGGGCGGGGAGCCAGAGUCCGUUCCUAAACUUCUUCGCGGGACUUUGAGCAACUUCAGACCGCGGAAAGUGCAGCCCGGCACCGCUGAGGCGCGGGCCCGAGCUGUGGCGUGGCACCUCUCCCGGUCGGAGCAGAUGGAUUGAAAAUCAUCUGGAGAAGAAGCACACAUUUUGCAUGUGAAGCUGUUUGCUUCAGAAUUAAAUGAAUUCUAUGUCUUGAGUGAACACAUUUCUACAUAAUUUCAUUUAGACCACUAAAUACAGACCAUGCCUAGCAGAAUGGGCUCAAAAAUGGAUUUGAACAAAGACUUCAUCAGAGUGAAAACACACUAUAGCGGGGACAUCCUGAUAACAAACUUGGAUGUAUCAAUGAGCUAUGAUGAACUUUGUGAUGAAGUACAUGAGAUGUGUAAUUUACAGCAGGAACAGCCAAUUACCCUCAAGUGGAUUGAUGAUGAAGGUGACCCAUGUACCAUCUCAUCUCAGAUGGAGCUAGAAGAAGCAUUCCGUUUGUAUUGUCAGAACAGAGAUGAAGGGCUGAUUAUUCAUGUUUUCCCAAGUAUUCCAGAGAAACCUGGCAUGCCUUGUCCAGGAGAAGACAAGUCAAUCUACCGCCGUGGAGCCAGAAGAUGGAGGAAGCUGUACCGAGUGAAUGGGCAUUUGUUUCAAGCCAAACGUUUUAACAGAAGAGCGUACUGUGGCCAGUGCAGUGAAAGGAUAUGGGGUCUGGGAAGGCAAGGCUACAAGUGUAUCAACUGCAAGUUGUUGGUCCAUAAGCGUUGCCAUAUACUUGUUCCACUGACCUGCAAAAGGCAUAUGGAUUCGGUCAUGCCUUCCCAGGAACCUCAGUUAGAUGAUAAAAAUGAUGAUGUUGGCCUCCCUUCAGAAGAAACUGAUGGAAUUCCCUACAUUCCUUCAAACCGGAAACAUGACAACAUUAAAGAUGACUCUGAGGAAAUCAAACCAGUCAUUGAUGGAAUGGAUGGAAUUAAGAUUUCUCAGGGACUUGGACUACAGGACUUUGAUUUAAUCAGAGUUAUUGGACGCGGAAGUUAUGCCAAAGUUCUUUUAGUUCGGUUAAAAAAGAAUGAUCAAAUUUAUGCUAUGAAAGUAGUGAAAAAAGAAUUGGUCCAUGAUGAUGAGGAUAUUGAUUGGGUACAGACAGAGAAACAUGUGUUUGAACAGGCAUCCAGUAACCCAUUCCUAGUUGGUUUACAUUCAUGCUUUCAAACAACAAGUCGAUUGUUUCUUGUCAUAGAGUAUGUAAACGGGGGAGAUCUUAUGUUUCAUAUGCAACGGCAAAGGAAGCUUCCUGAAGAACACGCAAGGUUUUAUGCUGCUGAAAUUUGUAUUGCUCUAAACUUCCUCCAUGAAAGAGGCAUAAUCUACAGAGAUUUAAAACUAGAUAAUGUUCUUCUAGAUGCAGAGGGUCACAUCAAAUUAACAGAUUAUGGCAUGUGCAAGGAAGGUUUGGGCCCUGGUGACACUACAAGCACUUUCUGUGGGACACCAAAUUACAUUGCACCAGAGAUCCUCAGAGGAGAAGAAUAUGGGUUCAGCGUGGACUGGUGGGCUCUCGGCGUGUUGAUGUUUGAAAUGAUGGCAGGAAGGUCUCCGUUUGAUAUUAUUACUGACAAUCCAGACAUGAACACUGAAGAUUACCUCUUCCAAGUUAUUCUCGAGAAGCCAAUCCGGAUUCCAAGGUUUCUUUCUGUCAAGGCUUCCCACGUGUUAAAAGGGUUUUUAAACAAGGAUCCCAAAGAAAGGCUUGGUUGCCAGCCACAGACAGGAUUUUCUGAUAUCAAGUCUCAUACGUUUUUCCGCAGCAUAGACUGGGAUAUGCUGGAGAAGAAGCAAACCACCCCCCCGUUCCAGCCUCAGAUCACAGAUGAUUACGGUCUGGAUAACUUUGACACACAGUUCACCAGCGAGCCUGUGCAGCUAACCCCAGAUGAUGAAGAUAUAAUAAAGCGAAUAGAUCAGUCAGAGUUUGAAGGAUUUGAAUACAUUAAUCCGUUGUUGCUGUCAACAGAAGAAACGGUAUGAAGGAACAACAUCUUCGUUGUGAACAGUGUGAAUGAACUUUAAAUUUACCCUUAACCACAGUAUAUGCAUGCGAGGCUGGAGAACUGUACAUUUUGGAUGGAGACGAAUGAUUUAAAAACAAACAAACAAAAAAAAAACCCAACAAAUUGCUGCUGAAAAUCAAAGAAGAGAACAAUGAUUUUGGUGGGUGUCUUCUGCCACUUGAUGAUUCUUAAGUUCUGGGCACUGACACAACUGGCCUCAUUAAUGAAGGAAUUUGCAUUUUGUGCCUGUUUCAUGAAGGAUUGAGACGUUCAUUGCAUCCCUGGAAAAGGAGAUUCUGCAAAACUUUGAGACCCACACACUUCCUACAAAUGCUUGAUGCAAUGAGCUACCGAUUGAAGAGUAUUACAGUGUAACAUCCUGAAGAAUAAAAUACAUUACAGUGGUGUUGAAGCUUAUUUUUGAUGCCUUUUUUCACAAGUGGUACCUGUCUAAACAUCUUAGAUAUAUUUAAAAGGAGUUGUGUUUUAUUAGCAAUCAAAACAUAAAUUUGGGUACAAGAUUUAAGUGCCUAAAUGGGUAAAUGGCAUUGAAGAAUUAUUAUGUAUCUGGAACAUUCUUAAACCUGGUAAGUUCUGCUCAUUAAUAUUAAGUGACUAUUAAUGUGUGAACAGAACAAUUCUCAGCUGCAGCUGAGCAGGUGUUUGUUGGCACCUUUAUUGGAUUUGAAAUGCAGAGUGACUCAGCUAUAUUAAUUCCAAAUUAGAAUUUGCAGAUUUCUGAAUCUGUCGUCUUAGAACUCCAAAUUUACCAAAAUGUUUCAAUUGAAGAAAACUAAAUUUGCACACAAAGGAGUUAGGAAAAGACUUAAGCAGUGCCUACACCUACAGUUGUAUAUUAGAUUUUUGAAAAGUAUUUUUAUCAGCCAUACAGAUAUUCAGAAAUAGAACAAAAGUGUAACUAAAGCAUAGCCUUAAAGUCUAAGUAGUAAAUCUAGAAUAACCAGAAUCUAGAAUACACUUUCCUGAUAAAGCACACCUCCUACUUCUGAUAAAAUGUCUGCUUCCAGUUACUCAGUGUUUAUUAAUAAGUAAUCGUUCUAAUUCAGAAAAUGGGAAGGUUUGGUAAAAUGAUUUGCAUUAAAGUAGUAAUUUUUUUUUAUGGAUGGAAAAUGAAUAUUGUAAGAAAUUGGAUAAAGCAAAAGCUCUAUCAAAUCCCUUCUCAUGGGAAGUUGGGGGGCGUUGGGGGCAAGGAAGGGCUGGUUUACAUCAAAGUCUAUCAGCUUGGAGAAGCUCACCUCACUAUGUUUGAGAUUAGGGAGUGUAUGUUGCUAUCUGGAGCUUCGGGAGCUGUGAAGAUGUACCUGCCUCUGGGAGCACCAGUUGCUUCUUGCUAGCUCUGAGGGUAUGGGCUGUAGAGAUGGGGGGGGAAUUAUGUGGGAAGGAAAAAAGAAACCCUAAGCCCCUGUGCUCAUCUCACCUGAUGUGGUGUAAGCUGCAGCAUGACUUGCAACACUUCGGCUUGCUUUCCAUUCACAUCUGGUUUUCUCAGGGUACAGCAUUGCAUUAGGUGCUGAACAUGACAUCUUUUGGAUUCACAUCCAGGUCAUGAGGUGCUAGGACAAGACUGCCAAAACAUUGUUUCAAAUUGUCAAUGAAUUGCCGAUUAACAAUCUGUGCUUGUAUCCCCUCCUUCCCCAGGAGUACACAGCCCGUGCUGGUUGUGUUGAUCCCAUUCAGGUUUCAGCUGUGGGUUUCUCUGUUGGACUGUACCUUUUCAUAUUCAGAAAAAUGUGUUUUAAUCAGCACUAAAUAAUUUAACUGGUAAGAAGUACUUGCCUCAAAUGCCUGGACUUGAGAUACUUUAUCUACUAAAGGAAACAUUUACGUUUUAAAUGUAAUCUGACAGUUUAUAAUCACUCCUCUCCCCCUCCUCCACCUCCCCCAUUUCUUGCUGGUAAUUUAUUUAUCCUGAAUAAUUUUUUGGGUGUUUUCAAUUCCCCUGGUAAUAAAAUGAACCAGUAGUUACUGGAGUGACUGCAGGCAGCUCCUGCCUGGGACCAUGACAGAUCAGCUGUCCUGUGACACAAACAGGGCAGAGAACAUCAAAAUGGAAAUAUUAAGAACGUGGGUUGGGUGGUUUUUUAACUUUUUUUUCUAGGUUUUGGAACAUUUGGGGAGGGAGGGAAGGAAGAACACGAAGACACAUUUGCUAAACAAACAUUGUAAAGACUACUUGAUUUUAUUUCAAAGAUUUACAGGCAUUUACAAUGUUGCUGUGUUGCCAAAUAGUUUGCUGGAUCCAAGUUUGGUUGCUCAUGUGCAAGUGUUUGAAUAAUGUUCUGUUCCUGAUGAAGGGGAAAUUUUUUAUAUAAAGUACUUGUUUUAUAAAUAAAGAAAAUGAAGGAUGUAAUUAAAUGUGUGGUUUGGAAAAAUAAAUCCUAAUAUAUUACAAAUGGA